Messenger RNA from Odontomachus brunneus, 3446 nucleotides. RefSeq lists its product as uncharacterized. The coding region runs from base 754 to 3072 and encodes 772 amino acids. Lineage: Eukaryota; Metazoa; Arthropoda; Insecta; Hymenoptera; Formicidae. The record is from RefSeq and is a predicted model, not a curated record. The transcript has 5 exons.
GGGAGUCGCCAUACGUCGCUCGCACGUGGCACGUCGUGUUAAUUGAAUUCUAACGAGACAUAGUCGCGGCGACAUAGCCGAGGAACAAUAUCGAAGAGGUCGCGGACUCGCUUCGUCGGAAUCGCUUCGGAACCCGUUCGCACGCGAAAAUUCUUUUGUUUAUAGUGCACUCGUGUUGUGUGGUCGCCGAUUGUCGCCGGCUCAUGAUCGUUAAUAACAAUAGUCACGAGCGAUGCACUAGCAGGUACCGUAUUCUCUGCUUCCUCUGCAAAUUUCCGCGAAACGCGUCGCUAUAAUUAUGAUUCUGUCAUUUUUGUCGUCGUCGUCGUACGACAGACUGGUGUAAUUUCGAUGUAAUUAAAAGUUCAACGAUUAAAUGUCACGUUCUUUUCAAACGAAAACCGUGACGACGGGCGGUGCCUGAGGAAGAAAGUAGCAAAUGCGGGAAGAACGAGUAAUUUAAGGCCGUGAACGCUCUCAAUUGUCACAAGUCUUUAAUGAAAUCCAACGGCCGGCGACAAACCUCGGCCGCGUCAUCGACCAGAAACGCUCGAAGAAUUCUUCGCCGUGCCCUCGAGUGCAUGACAAUAACUCUGUUAACUUUGACAAGUCGAGGAGAGUAAUGCGCGCAAUUUGGGGAUGUUGCGACAAAUAAUCAUGUUUACGUCAUUGUCCGUAUCACGUAAGUUCUCUCGGUGAAAGAUCUCAAAUUUGUGCGAACUGUGACCACCUUUUACCAUCGCGAAACAACGAAUGCCGGCAAUAAUAGCAACACCAACAACAAUGGAAAUGGAUGCAAACAUCAACGACAUAUUAUGCGAAGUAAUAACAUUCUUGGAAUGUCUCCGGGACGCGCAACUCCAACCCGCGCUGGAGAGCUUGCGGGAGAAACUGCUGCAACGCUCAAAAAAUACCCUAAGCGCUAUCAAGAAGACUUCCUCGUCUCCGGAACCUUAUCUGGACAUGAACUCCGGUCCAAAGACCAUACUGCUCACGAAAAACGAGAACGAUACGGAAGAAUACGUAGGUAUGGAAGAAUCCCCACAGAAGCAAAACCAUCAAGAUUACUAUGAGACUUUCGAGCACGAGAGCCAGCCCAAGAUGGUACUAAUCGCGGCUGAGAACGUGGAAAGAGCUCGGAGCGAACAGGACAAUGAGGAAGGUAAUCAGGCGUUGAUGAAUAUCUAUAAGAAUCUAUCGGCGGCGCAGAGCAAGAGCAAGUGCCACAAGUGCGGUCCGUUGCACCGGAAGGAAGGCAAGAAGUUAUUCAUGCCGGAGAACCGUGCCUGCUGGGUCGCACUAGUGGGCUCUCAUUUGUUGAUCUACCGUAACGAACGGCACGCUCGACCGGGCACGAUCUACCCAAUUCGCGGCUACAUGGCGCGACCGGCGCCGAAUCUGCUGCCCCGCGAUCAACAGAAGAGCGACUCGGCCUUCGAGAUCUUUUGUCCAGGCAACGAGACAUUACAGUUCAUCGCGAGGACAUCGAAGGACAUGCAUCAAUGGGUAGCGAAGAUUUGCGAGGUUGGUUGCGGCAACGAAGACGAAAAGGACCUUGGGAACAAGAGCAACGCGAGCAACGAGGCCUCGGUGAAUCAUUGCGAGGAUAACGCGACUAGCCCUCGACGUCAUAAAACCGGCAAGUCGGCUGACAACGUGAAGAAGAAGUCGCCAGCCAAAUCAAAGACGAAGAGCAAGGCCAGGAAGGACACGACGGAGAGCCCACCAUCGCUACCCACUCGGAUACCACGAAGACUGCCUUCUAUACCUACCAAUGACUCCGUGCCUUCUCAUAAACCCAUCGAGAUCUACGAUGACAACGAUGAUAUUUACUAUAGGAUCGAUGAAUUGAAUGGCAGGACGGCUUAUCAGAAUGUAAUGUUGGCGAAGAACCAAUGCAUCAAUGUCGGCGAUAAUGAGCAUGGGAAGGCUGCCGGGUACGAUGAUGUGUGCGCGUCCAAGGGAGAAAAGGAAAGUCAGGUGCAGGAGGAGAAGUCCGCGGUAUCAGGCGAGGAGAAGUUGUAUGACGAUAUCUUUGAAAUGUCGCGGAUCAAAGCGAGCACCGAGGAAGAGAAAGUGCAGGACGGCGAUCGUCCUAUCGCCGUUGACGAUGGAGAAGAAUCCGUUUACGACGACGUAGAGAACUUAUUGGGGAAAUCCACUAAGGACCGCGUGAAAGAUCAAAUAGAAACGUCGAGUAAGUUCCUUCAGAAGAAGUCCUUCCUGAAGAAAGUCUGGAGCAGAAAGGAGUCGCCUGGAAAAACGGAAAAGAGAUUACGAGGCAAAGUUUCAUCGAGCCCAAUACCAUCGUCGUUAGCUACAGAAGUGAUGUCCACUUAUGACGACGUAUCCGAUUUGAUGUCACAUCCAGAAUCCUUAGCGGAUAACGGAGAAAAUGAAUUACCGGAAUACAAUUGUCCUCCACCUCCCAGGCCGGUUUAUACGAAAUCACCGUCGAUCGUGAACCAAGUCGAUCCAAAUCCGACCGGAGAAUUUUACGACGACAUCAGCGCAUGCCGGGAACAGCAUAGUAAAAACAACCAGCAAACGAUCUUACAAUCGACGCAGGAAUCGUGCGCGAGCGUGAAGGAAGCCAAAAACGAUGCGACGGAGCUGAGAACGAACGGGGAACUUCCCGAAGAGGAGAUUGAGCACUAUCAGUCACCAAGGAGCGACUUGUGUAUUCGUGACGCUCCGGAGUAUCAGAACGAAGACUUGUACGACGACAUCGCGUUAAGUGUUAACUUUAAGGUACGACAAAGAGACACUAACGAAAAAAGGGAUAGCGAGGACAGCAAGUCAAUGAUCAGUUUCGACACAAAGUCGUGGAAUCGGUUUACCGUAAACAGGAAUCGGCGAUCGGGAGAGCCCGCGUGUCUCGCCGAAACGAACAGACGAAACACAGAUGACAGCGAGGAGUUCGAUGACUCGACCGAAGCUAAUGGCACGUCUAAGAGGAACACUUUUCAGAAGUUGAUCAGUAGAAUGGAGAAUUCUCUCGCUAAGGUCUCCGUGAGGGGACCGACUUCGCUUCCGAUGAAUAAACCGAAUACAGUGAAUAACAAUUCGUAAUAUCAUCGUACAAAUACAGCACAUAGAUGUGAUAGAGCUUUACAUGUAAAAAAGAAUAAAAUUGAUAAAAAAAGCCGAAAGAAUAAAAUUUAGAAUAUUUUUACUUCGUUUUUACUAUAGAUUGCUCAGUGUAACAGAGUUACGUAUAAAACGAUGUUUAAAUGAUUUUCUUUUCACUAUAUAUUUAUUGAAAUUGCUCGAGAUUUCUAGCUUGUUCAAUCAGAAAAUUCGAAUAUGAUUGGAAUUACAUAAGUAAGGCAAGCGAGGCGUGUAUAAAUCGUCAUAUGUAUAAAUUAUAAUGUUAUUAAUCAUAUAACAAUGAUGUAUAUCAGUGUAAAAUAAGCGAACAAAUAAAAUAUGAAAAAGAAUAUUUA